UCGGAGAGGUCGAUGAAUUCCCAAAGAGUGUCUUGAUCGGAGUCUUCGAAUUGCAAGAAUUGGAGGACGACCCUCGCAACUGGGCCCGCCUCCGUCAUCUCCGAUCACCGCUAUGUUAAUUUCUAAUUUGUUAAUUUCUUGAAUUGAUUCUCCUCAAAAUGUCGUCGGUUCAACGCCAAUCGAGCUCCGGCUCCGAUGGAUCUGUGGUGGAUGACAAGAAGAGGAAGAAGAUGCAGUCCAAUUGCGAAUCGGCCCGGCGAUCGCAGAUGAAGAAGCAGAAGCGUGUGGAGGAGCUGACGGUGGAGAUCAGCUGGCUCCAGAUCUCGAACAGCCAAAUCCGGCAGAGCAUCGACGCCAAGGACAAAGCCUACAGCGAGGUGGAGGCCUGGAACAAUGUCAUGAGGGCUCAGGAGAAGGAGCUGACUGAUCGACUUCGCUACUUGGAGUCGAUUGAACAGACUUUUGUGGAGUUCAGCGGUGUCUUCGAUAAGGACAUUAACGACUUGGCUGAGAUGCAUGACUCUCUGCUCAAUCCGUGGCAGCUUCCUUACUCGACUCAGCCGAUCACUGCUUCUUCUACUGAUAUGUUUCUCGAUUGGCCAUGAUCAAUUGCAUUAGUCCUUUGCUUUUCGGUUCUUACUGUUAUAUCAAUCGUUUCUGUUUUCGGGUAUGUGUUAGUCUCUGGUUUUGAUGUCUAUAGUGG
Molecule: messenger RNA, 703 nt
Organism: Rosa rugosa (rugosa rose)
Lineage: Eukaryota; Viridiplantae; Streptophyta; Magnoliopsida; Rosales; Rosaceae
Product: bZIP transcription factor 53-like
Exons: 1
Coding region: 159-605 (148 amino acids)
Biological process (GO): positive regulation of DNA-templated transcription
Cellular component (GO): nucleus
Molecular function (GO): transcription cis-regulatory region binding; DNA-binding transcription factor activity
Source: RefSeq, a predicted model, not a curated record